AUGGGUGAGAAGGAAGGGGAUGAGGAGGAAUGGGUUUCUGGUUUAUUGUACAACCAGCCGAGUGUGGUGGCUGGUCGGACAGAUGUUGCUUCUGCGUCACCAUGGUCAGCUCUAAUCAUUUGGGAGGGAACCUUUGACUCCACACUGAUCGACUCCAUCUACAAACAACAAAAUCUCACCAUAGCAACCACUGUCUUUGCUUUGGGAAAAUACACACGUUUUGUCAAAGAUUUUCUGGAGUCAGCAGAACAACAUUAUUUUGUCGGAUUUCGAGUGCAUUACUACUUAUUUACAGAUCAACCAGAAUCAAUUCCUGAAGUGAAGAUAGGUGAAAACCGUAGUUUGACAAUUGAAAAGGUUCCGACUAUGAAUCGAUGGCAGGAAAUCAGUAUGAACAGGAUGGAAAAAAUAGAAAAACUAAUAGAGAAUGAAUUAUUCAAUGAGGCAGAUUAUAUUUUCUGCCUUGACAUAGAUGGAAAGUUCUAUGGCCGGUGGGGUGCAGAGACUUUGGGUCGUCUCGUAGGUGUGUUACAUCCUUGGCUCUUUAAUGUUCCAAGAAAUCAAUUCACAUAUGAGCGCAGGCCAGAAUCUAAAGCAUACAUUCCUGUUGAGGAAGGUGAUUAUUAUUAUGCUGGUGCUGCAUUUGGUGGCUUUUUGGAGGAUGUACAUCUUCUCACCAAAACCUGCAGGGAGCAUCUGAAAAUUGAUGCUGCAAACUCUAUUGAAGCAGUAUGGCAAGAGGAGUCUCACUUGAACAAGUAUUUCCUUUUGAACAAACCUAGUAAACUGCUCUCUCCUGAAUAUAUGUGGCGGGAUGUCAAUGAAAAAUAUGCCUUAAUAAAAAUAGUUCGCUACACUAAUGUACCUAAAAACUAUGCUGAAGUUCGUCCAAACCCGUAGAAACUGUUGCCAAUAUUCAGCUACACGUAAAUGUUGUGUUCUGACAGU
Carassius auratus (goldfish) is the source of this 948-nucleotide messenger RNA. RefSeq names its product globoside alpha-1,3-N-acetylgalactosaminyltransferase 1-like. Gene Ontology annotation, molecular function: hexosyltransferase activity. Lineage: Eukaryota; Metazoa; Chordata; Actinopteri; Cypriniformes; Cyprinidae. The record is from RefSeq and is a predicted model, not a curated record. The transcript has 4 exons. Gene Ontology annotation, biological process: carbohydrate metabolic process. Bases 1 to 900 code for a protein of 299 amino acids. Gene Ontology annotation, cellular component: Golgi apparatus; vesicle; membrane.